GCAGUGGGCGGGUUUCCCACUGCUUUAAGCCCCUCCCCAGUCCAUUAACUGGUGAAGCAACAGCUGUGACUCUCCAGCGUGUGACACACACCCAGCGUUCAUCCCACCGGCUGCGAAACCUCCUGGGUAGAUAUGGCUGGGAAAUCACAUAGACUUAGUACUGAAGAACGUGAGCAACUCCUGCCAAACCUGAGGGCCGUCGGGUGGAAUGAACUGGAUGGCAGAGAUGCUAUAUACAAAGAAUUCCAUUUUAAGGACUUCAAUCGGGCCUUUGGAUUUAUGACCAGGGUCGCUCUACAAGCUGAAAAACUGGAUCACCAUCCAGAGUGGUUUAAUGUCUAUAACAAGGUCCACAUCACUCUAAGCACCCAUGACUGUGGAGGGUUAUCGGAGAGAGACAUCAACUUGGCCAGUUUUAUUGAACAGGUUGCAGCUACAUUGUCCUAAGUGAAGCUGGACGAGGGCACCAAGGUCUUCAGAUUACGCUUUUUAACAUGGUGAUUAUGUCAUAUGGUUUUAAUCAUUGGGUAGAAAACUCCUAUGGUUGUCUUUCUUUACAGUGAAUGGAAUGUCAAGACCUGUCAACUUUUAUUUUUUUUUGUAGUGGGUAUCAAAACUUGUAUUGGAGACCAAUGUGUAUGUAUGCCAAUGAGUGUGGUGCUUAACAGAAUUUGCAUCAUCAGGGCUACACAGAUGCUAGAAGCCAGGUAGCCAUUGCUUAUAAAAUUUAUUGCUGGUGCCUUUUUGUGCUGAUUUAUACUGAUCGCUGCAGUCUACAUUUUUUGGCUCGUAAUUUUCACCAAAAGCCCAACCUUGUGCUUUCUUGUUUAGUGCAGUCUCACAGCCUUGGAUAGGGCUGUGGUCAGGUCAGAGGAAAGAUGUAUCCCCCCCAUUAUCUGCUACUUCUUUGGUGUUACUAAUGUAUAAACAACAUAGUGAUGGAAAAACAAAGCACACACUUUAAUAAAGUGAUUUAAAAGAGA
Spea bombifrons (plains spadefoot toad) is the source of this 983-nucleotide messenger RNA. It is a transcript of the gene PCBD1, whose product is annotated as pterin-4 alpha-carbinolamine dehydratase 1. Lineage: Eukaryota; Metazoa; Chordata; Amphibia; Anura; Pelobatidae. Gene Ontology annotation, biological process: tetrahydrobiopterin biosynthetic process. Bases 133 to 447 code for a protein of 104 amino acids. The record is from RefSeq and is a predicted model, not a curated record. The transcript is spliced from 4 exons. Gene Ontology annotation, molecular function: 4-alpha-hydroxytetrahydrobiopterin dehydratase activity.